AUGUGGGACGGAGACCGCUCACCCCAAGCAAUCAUCUCUCGGUGGAAGAAAGUCUGUCCUAUGCUGUCCAGCUUCAAUGCAACCGUCGUCCAAGCGUUGAACUCUAUCCCAUCUGGGUGGAACGAGCAUGGUGUCAUCAGCAACGAGCUAUAUGCCAUUGCUGAUGCCAAAUCGCACGGUGUUGAACGCACCACAACUCUUGCCUGCUGGCGAAUCGUGCGAGACGCGCCGAAGUGGCGCGUGGAAGUUGAAACGGUACAAGGCAAGUGCAAGGCGGUCGAACUUCUGCGCCCGGGGGGAACAAAACAUGCAAAAGCAGUCAAGCAAGCGCCGAUAGCGCUUGACGCUUUGCAUGCUCGGUUCGUGAAGGCAUCGGAGGAAAAGGCUAGUAACAUGGCCAAGCGACAUCAACUGGCGGAGUUGAAGUUUAUGUUCCAAGUAUUUGCUCAAGAUCCUGAGUCCGAAGACGCUAUACUAUUCAACACGCAGUUGAUAGCUAAUUUGCUCCUUCGCGCCUGUAACGACAUUACUCCAGUGGUGUCAUAG
Messenger RNA from Aphanomyces astaci, 546 nucleotides. RefSeq lists its product as hypothetical. The record is from RefSeq and is a predicted model, not a curated record. The transcript has a single exon. The coding region runs from base 1 to 546 and encodes 181 amino acids. NCBI's taxonomy places the organism in Eukaryota, Oomycota, Saprolegniomycetes, Saprolegniales, Verrucalvaceae.